GAAUCUUUGGUUUUGUUCUCGUCUUCCUCAUCUGGCGGCUGCGAGGUUCUGGAGACGCUGUGAGCCGUCUUCAACUCUCCCAGGCGGCUUUUCUUAUUUUCUCAGGUUCUCCGUCAUGUUCGGUCGUAGUUUUCUCGUGGUCGGAGCCCUGCUCUCGUUGGCCACACCUCUCUCGGUCGCCGUGGAGACGUGUCCGGCCAGAGGGAUGCCUGGGAUGCCAGGUAUUCCCGGGCUUCCUGGCAGAGACGGCCGGGAUGGAGAGAAGGGAGAGAAAGGAGAGCCAGGAGCUCUGGGGAGUCAAACCUCCGGGCCUGGGAGAGGUGCACCGGGCGACCCGGGCCAGCUGGGAUACCCCGGGAAACGAGGCCAGAGCGGAGAACCCGGGGAACCAGGAACGUGGGGAUUCAUUGGAGCUCCAGGAGACACCGGGGAACACGGGACCGCCGGGGUCCAGCAGCAGGUGGCCUUCAGCGUGGCGAGGGGAACCAGCGAGUACCCGGACAGAAACAGCGUUAUCCGCUUCACCAAAGUCAUCACCAACAUCGACGGCGGCUACGACACCAACACCGGACGCUUCAGGUGUCGGGUCCCGGGGACGUACUACUUCGUCUUCCACGCAUCGUUGGAGGACAGACUCUGCGUGCUGAUGAAGCGCGACAGCUCGCUGGUGAUGUCCUUCUGCGACCACCGGCACCACAAGAGACAGGUAACUUCAGGUGGGCUGGCCGUCUACCUGUCGAAAGAGCAGGAGGUGUGGCUGGAGACAAAAGACUACAAAGGAAUGACGGGGAAGCCCAACGGCUACAGCGUCUUCUCCGGGUUCCUGCUGCACUCGCACUAACAAAACAACCUUCUUCCCUUCCUGUCUCAGGUGUCUUUCACUUUUACAAUUAACAUUUUGGUCACAGUUUGAGGUUGUUGCAUUUUAUUUGAACUGCCUGCAAAUUCUCUCUUGUUAAAUGAAAAUCUGGAUCUUUACUUGGAGGUGGGAGAAAUGUAAAUGAGAAAUUCGUUGAGGUCCAAGCGGGUUCACAGAAAUCACAAACGUACCAAAUUCCAAAUGUUAAUCUCGGCCCACUCGUCACCUCUGAUUGGAGAAAUUUGUUCUGCCACGGAGACGUCUACUGACUUGUACCAAGAUUUUUGAUCAUUACAUCGCAAAAGUAACUUCUGGACAUGCCCACAAACUUUAUUGUCAAGCAGCUUAGAAACAUAUUGUUCGAUCAAAGUUCUGUUAAGAAUUUUCCUCAAUUGUGACAAUUAUUGUGAAACUCGGACGGACAACUUCAGACUAUUUUAUUGUUCUUUUUACUUUUUUUCAAAUGUCAAGAAAAAUAUUUCCAAGAAAAUGUUCAAACGGUCGGGAAUGACGAGAUGCAACCCUUCUGGUUCGAGCGCCCCCUACUGUUUAUCACGACUGAAACGUAAACAUAGGAAAUUUCAUAUUUGUAAUCUUAACUUGUUCAUAUAGUAUUGACAUUAUUUAAAUUUACAAAUAUAUUGCACUUCCAAAGAAGACACAGGUUGAAGAUUAUCUUUAGGCCACACCCACAAAUUUUAUUGACAUGUGACUUUAAAACAGAUGGUCAUUUUUUAACUAUUUCAGCGCAUAAAAGUUAAUAAUGUGUAUUCUGCUCAGCAGGAGAUGUAUUUGAAAUGUAUUUGAACUGAUCAACACAAUAAACUACAAAAAGAGAUUAAAAAAAA
Messenger RNA from Cololabis saira (Pacific saury), 1707 nucleotides. Its product is annotated as complement C1q subcomponent subunit C-like. The transcript has 7 exons. The record is from RefSeq and is a predicted model, not a curated record. Gene Ontology annotation, molecular function: protein binding. Lineage: Eukaryota; Metazoa; Chordata; Actinopteri; Beloniformes; Belonidae. The coding region runs from base 116 to 841 and encodes 241 amino acids.